Molecule: messenger RNA, 321 nt
Organism: Pygoscelis adeliae (Adelie penguin)
Lineage: Eukaryota; Metazoa; Chordata; Aves; Sphenisciformes; Spheniscidae
Gene: POLR2I
Product: polymerase (RNA) II (DNA directed) polypeptide I, 14.5kDa
Biological process (GO): DNA-templated transcription
Source: RefSeq, a predicted model, not a curated record
AUGCUUGAAGAUGACAGCGAUUCAUUCAUGUCAUUCUCAACUGAAAACACCUUUUUAAAGUACAACAUUAUGUACCUCAUGGAAGACACGGAGAGCAGGAUGCUGCUCUAUGCUUGCCAAAAUUGUGACUACCAGCAGGAAGCUGACAAGAGCUGCCUCUGUGUCAAGAAGAUCAUUGCUGUCAACAAAUUGACACAAAUCAUCAAGCACAUUUCUCAGGGCCUGGUUUUACCCACAACAGGGACUGCUGUUAUCAGAAGACAAGACAUAACAAAGACAUUUUCUUCUGGUCUUAUUGCACAACACCUGAGAACACCGUAA